AUGAAUGGAGAUGUUGUUGUGGCAACAAACAGGCACCCAUCGAUCGGUAGAGCCAUAAGGUUGGCAUUUCCUUGUGCUAAUCAAAAAAUAUCAAACAGACCUACCACAGCGCCGCGACUUCGGUGGCAUUUUACAAGAGCUGCAAAAGCGUUUAGCAAUGAUGAGUAUGAACUUGCUAUGAGAGACCUAGGUUUAGUGAGCCCCGCUGCUUUAAAAUAUGUAGUGGAUCUUGGAACGGAAAUGUGGGCCAGGGUGAAGGCUAGAACAUUUCGUUUUACUCUCAUGACUACAAACGCCUGUAAAACUUUCAAUUCUAGAAUAGCUGAUGUUAAAGGUAUUCCAAUCUGCCAUUUAGUCGAUUACAUUCGCAGGUUCCUUAUGGAAUGGUUCUGCGAACGUAGACAACUAGCUCGUGAUCGGCAAGAUCCUUUGAGUGAACAUGCACGGUAUAUAAUCAAAGAACGGUGGGCUGUGGUAAAAAGGUUUGUGGCUUGCCAUGUCGAUGGGGACGAAUAUGAAGUGGACGAGGGUGACUAUGAAGAGCAACACACCGUCUAUCUUGACCAAAGGUCUUGCACGUGCAACGUGUUUGACUAUCAGCAUCUUCCGUGUCCCCACGUACUUGCAGUGUGUGAGACAUAUAAGAUAAAAGAAGAACGCCUUUGUGGGUAA
Messenger RNA from Papaver somniferum (opium poppy), 672 nucleotides. RefSeq lists its product as uncharacterized. Gene Ontology annotation, molecular function: zinc ion binding. The transcript is spliced from 2 exons. NCBI's taxonomy places the organism in Eukaryota, Viridiplantae, Streptophyta, Magnoliopsida, Ranunculales, Papaveraceae. The record is from RefSeq and is a predicted model, not a curated record. The coding region runs from base 1 to 672 and encodes 223 amino acids.